UGAAGUUAGCUGAUAAUGAAGUAAAAGUGCGUAACUUUUUAUGGAAAAUUUGAAGUCGAUUUAUACAAAUUUACAAUACACGUGGGCUGUUUGCUGUUGACUUUCCAGUUAAGAUAAAAUAAUUUUUCUAAAACAUAACACUCAUUCCCAUGUGCUAUAAAUACUCUAAAGUAGCGAGAAACCUAAAUGGAAAAAGUCGUUAAAGCGAAUCUGAUCUUGAGAACAACGGGAAAAAAGCUUUUUGGUAAAAGUUUAAUGAUUUGAUGUGUAGGAAGAUUCAUCUUUUGGUAGUUAGAUAAUAAAUAUGAUUUCGGCAAUAAGCGAGGACGUCACGAAAGUGCCAUUCAGCGCAAUUGCAGUAAGAGUUACAAACAUCAUAAAUCCGUACUUUAUGAGGAUCUAUGAGUUGGAAAAUCAUGCAUUGAGGGUAAAUGUAAUUAGCAAAAAGUUGCAGAUAUACGCUCAAAAACACAUCGAUUUUGAGAAAGAGCCUAAUGAACUUCUCAACUUGGGAGAUACGUUGAUUGUAUUUAAUAUAAAUAACGACGAUCUUCCUGCCUGGUGGUGCAGAGGAAUUUUGGGCCGCAUGGACGAUACAAGUACAAAGUAUAACGUUUUCUUGCCAGAUUAUGGCAUUGCCCUUCUAUUGGCAAAAAAUGACUUGCGGAAAAUUCCGAAGGAUGUUGUUUCUGAUGAAUACUUGACGUCUACGAUCGGAUUAAAUGAGGUGGUUCCUGCCACUAUCGCCAAGGGCAACAAAUCGAAAGAGAAAACGAUUGUGACUAUUGUGGAAGAGUGGACUGAAUCUGCUAUUCAGUUUACGAAAGAGUUAUUAAGUGCUGCCGAUAAGAUAUAUUUUGACCCACAAGCUUGUGACCAGAAUGGCAAAAAGUAUGGCGAACUUUACUUGAUUAUUGAAGACGAAUUAGUAUUUCUGAGUAAAGCUUUGACCCUCAGUUUGUUCGCAGUUCAUUUAAAUAAAGCUAUUCUCGCGAGGAUUUACGAACCAGGCGUAAAAGAAAGUCCAGCGAAAAAAAUUAAUGAUAGUCUCCUGAUCACCAAUGAGGACUUGAAUGAUUCUUUAAAAAGCGAAUCAAGAGUGGACGACAGCGUUAAUGGUGUUAAUGGUUUCAAUUAUCCGACUACUUGCACAGAAACAGAAACCGAGGAAGAAAAACAAAAUGAACAUGUCACCGAUCCUUUAUCCAAACGAAGUCACAGAAACUUGUACAAGAAGGAUGACCAACAAAUAUUGAUUCGAAGCGUUCAGAAGUGCGAGUUUAUCGAGAGUGUUACGGAUGCGAGGUUUUCAGCACAUAUACACAGAGCACUCGAGGCUCAAGAUGUUAGGCGUCCAAAAAAAAUCCAAUCGUACAUGUGGCCGGCUGUGAAGAAGGGCCUCGAUGUUAUAGCGGUCAGUCCUUCCGAUUCUGGAAAAACGUAUGGAUAUUUAAUACCGAUUGUCAGUUCCCUAGUUAAUCAAGCAAAGCUUCCCAAAGGUAACAAACCAACCACUUUAAUACUCUGUUCAUCGUCAUCAGAUGUUGCAAAUGUUGCCUCUCUCUGUGAUGAAUUUUUAAUACAUUAUCCACAUAUCAAGACAGUAGCUGCUUUGAAUGGAAAACCGGAGAAAUCAUUAUUGGCACAAAUCUACAAUGGAUGUCAAAUACUCGUAGCUACAGUGCCAUUCUUAGCUAGGUUCAUUAAAAAAUUCAAAAAUAUGAACGUGAUUGAUUUGUACCAUCUUCGGCACAUUAUUCUUGACGGAGCUGAUGUUAUACUAGACAAAUAUAUACAGCCGGCGAUGGAGAUAUUCUUCAAACAUAAAAUAAUGCGAGACAAGGAAGAGAGGUACGACAAUGAUUCAUUCCUUCAGGUAAUAGCAGUUGCACAACAAUGGACCAUAGGAUUGAGGCAAUUCAUGGAUAAGGCGAUUGUUUAUCCAUAUGUGUGUAUUGGAUCUUAUAUGGAAGCAGCUGCCUUCUCUCAAGUUCAAGCCAAGCUCUCGAUUGUCAGAUCUGAACAGAAAAAUAAUAAGAUUUUAGAGGCGUUGAAUAACAAUGAAGAAAUGAUCACCGAGAGAAUAAUGAUAAUUUGUACGGAUGCACGUGAGGCGAUUGAAUUGAACAGCCUUAUAAAAUCUAAUAAAAAGAAGACUCUUCUGGCUCACAGCAACAUGAUUUUUAAUGAAGUGCAUGGUGUCAGAGCCGAUUGGGCUGCGAGCGUUUCCGGAAUGUAUCCCAUCCUGAUCUGCACGGACGAUGUACUUUCGGAUUUGAAUAUACAGAACGUAACUUGGUUGAUACAUCAUUCGGUUAACUUGGCUUCAAAAUCCAGAUUUUAUUACAGAUUCUCAACUCUGAUGGAUAAUUGGCUCGCGGACAAGAACAGGUGCAAAGUACUUAUAUUUGUGGAUAACAGCAAUGACAUGCAGUUCCAAGGUCUUGUGGAAAUUAUGAAAAGACUCCAUGCCACGAUGCCGCCAAAAUUGAUCAAUGUGGCUAAUAGAAUCGCAGCAACCUUGGAUGGAAAGAAGAAAGAAUACCCUAUCUGUGAUAAUAUCAAGUCUCUAGGAUUUUGUCCAAAGAGGACAAACUGUUCAUAUAGGCAUUGCAUUCUCAAAGGUGUAGAUGAUCCUAUCACUAAUGUUUCCAUUGGCGAUACGGUUGAACUGAUGGUAACGUAUGUUCACGAUGCGACGCACUUUUCUGCCAGAUUGAUUAAAUGUCUCAAAAAAGAUCAAAAGGAUCCCAUAGCCUAUCCUUAUGAGCAUUCAGUCAGACUUUCAAUGCAGAUGCAGAAAUAUUACGCCAAUGUCGAACACAGGAGAGGAAUCAGAAGGAUUAAAGUUGGCGAUAUUUGCGUUAUGGAGGACACCAUUGAACAUUACAAACGAGUGCAAAUCCUAAACAUUGUCAUGAGAAACAAUUUCGAUGAACCUUCAGUCGUCACUGUAAGAUGCAUCGACGAUGGACGUGUAACUGCAAAAGUCAGGGCGAAUAAACUGUUACAAAUCCCUGAACAUCUCGCCAAUUGGCAGACGAACAUCAUCGAAGUUUUCUUGUCAAGUAUCACGCCAUUUGACAAUGAAUAUAUAUGGGAUCGUUGUGCAAAUGAAGCUGUGCACUCUUGGUUCGGCGAGAAUUUGGAUUCAAGAAACUCUUCUGUUUUUGGAAAGGUGAAUCUUCAUCUCGGGAAUAUCAUAUGGACAGAUACUUUGGAAGUGAGAUCUAAAAUGAUAGGAUUUCCUGAAAUUACUGUUUCGUCAUUGCGUUCAACGCUGAUACAAGAAAAUCAUGGCUUAAUUAGUAGAUCCCAUUUGCCAAUGCUGUACGAACUUUGUAAAAGCGGAAAUUUUACCGACCUGGAAAUAAACGUCGCUCCUCCUUUGGAAAAAAAUGAAGAAGUAGAGUAAGAAGAUUACUUUCAGUUUGAAAACCUUCUUUUUUCGAAUAUGAAAUAGCAAAUCAGUUCCACGAAACAGUAUUCCUUCCGUGCCAUUUUAUUUGUCAGUUUUUACAUAAAUAGGAAUAUUUUUACAAUAUUAAGGCAUCGGGAAUCAGUGAGGUCCUUUUCUAUUGUACGUUUAUCUUGAGUCCAAAGAAAACUGAGAAUAUUAGAAUUAGCGUUUAAGUUUAAAUUUGUUAAAAAAAUAUGCCUAGAUAAUAUAGGCAACAAGCUCAUAUAUACUUUCUCUCAGGUUUUUUCUAGUUAAUGAUAUUAAUUUUUACAUUAAAACGGAAUGUACGAAAG
Messenger RNA from Belonocnema kinseyi, 3753 nucleotides. RefSeq names its product putative ATP-dependent RNA helicase TDRD12. The coding region runs from base 305 to 3415 and encodes 1036 amino acids. Gene Ontology annotation, biological process: transposable element silencing; germ-line stem cell division. NCBI's taxonomy places the organism in Eukaryota, Metazoa, Arthropoda, Insecta, Hymenoptera, Cynipidae. Gene Ontology annotation, molecular function: nucleic acid binding; ATP binding; metal ion binding. The transcript is spliced from 19 exons. The record is from RefSeq and is a predicted model, not a curated record.